Spodoptera exigua (beet armyworm) is the source of this 3099-nucleotide messenger RNA. The record is from the annotation of a GenBank genome assembly. NCBI's taxonomy places the organism in Eukaryota, Metazoa, Arthropoda, Insecta, Lepidoptera, Noctuidae.
AAUGUCCAAUUGUCCAUUGCCCAACGUCAUGUCAUGUUAUGUUUAUUUCGAUAUUUUCGAUGAAAGUUGAAUUCGAAAGAACAAACUUGGAAAUUAACAAUCGUAUUUUAAGUUUUGUGAUAACAUCUUCCGAAAUAAUUAUUACAGUAUUAUAGUUAUUCCUAAAGAUGUGGACCACUAAAACAUUUCUAACCAAAACAAAGCGCGGCAACAUAAUAAAAAUUGUAAGAGAACAUUAUUUACGAGAUGAUUUGCUGUGUGGAUCUGCAGCGUGUAACACGUGUCCCCAUAAAGACGAUGAGUUUGUGUUAGACGGUAAACCGAACUCAAUCUGCACAUUGUAUGCGUAUCCUCACUACCUGAUCCUCGAUACGAAUGUAGUGCUACACCAGAUCGACGUUCUGGAAGAAGAUGCAUUAUCAAACGUUAUUAUCCUGCAAACUGUGUUAGAAGAAGUGAAACAUCAAAACACUGCAAUAUAUCAACGACUUCUGGAGAUCAUAGCCAACAAGAAAAGAAAAUUUUAUUCAUUCGUUAAUGAACAUCAUAAGGACACCUACAUUGAGAGGAAUCCAGGUGAAAAACAAAAUGAUCGUAAUGACAGAGCAAUUCGUAAGGCUGCAGUUUGGUAUGAGACACACUUGAGUAUCAACAGUGUUGUGGGACAGUUCCCUAAGAUUGUAUUAUUGACUGAUGAUGAGAAUAACAGGAAGAUUGCCCAGGAAGAGGGCAUAGUCUGCUGUUCUAUUAAGGAUUAUGUUGAAAAUGUGACUGGCUUCAUAGGCCUAGUGGAUAAACUCUCAAAGAAUGUGGCACCAGAGGCAUGUUCCAAAGAUGCUCUGUAUCCAGCACAUUUGACUCCUGCACAGAUCCAUGAAGGUAUAAGGGGAGGUAAACUUUAUCAAGGAACAUUCAGAGCUUCUCGGGAUAAUUUCUUAGAGGGUACUGCAGUUGUCAACGGAUUUGAGAAACCAAUAUUACUACAAGGACACAGCGGCAUAAAUAGAGCAGUUGAUGGAGACUCCAUAGCUGUGGAAAUAUUCCCUGAAGAGGAAUGGAGACGUCCAAUGGACAUUGUUCUAGAAGACAAGGCUGAUGAUGAUCCUGGUGAUCAAUUGGAAGAAGAAGCGGUUUUACUGAAGAAUACUAAGCCUGUUCAGCAGGGUGAUGAUGAAAUUACUCCAACUGGUAGGGUUGUUGGGAUUAUAAGGAGGAAAUGGAGACAGUACUGUGGUAUACUAAUGAGGAGCAAAUUUCCAGGAGCCACUCGUCACUUAUUCGUACCAGCUGAGAAACGGAUACCUCGCGUCCGUAUUGAGACACGUCAGAGCGAUGUGUUGGCCAAUCAGCGGAUACUAGUGGCGCUUGACUCCUGGCCUAGAAACAGUCGCUAUCCACUGGGACAUUUUGUUAGAGCUCUUGGAGAAAUUGGUGAUAAGAACGCUGAGAACGAGGUUAUAUUGCUAGAGCACGAUGUACCUCACGCAAGGUUCAGUGAAGCGGUUCUGGCGUGUCUUCCACCUGACGACUGGACUAUACCUGAAGAGGAAAUAAAGAAACGCGUUGACCUUCGUUCGGAAUGCAUUUGUUCAGUCGACCCGCCCGGUUGUACAGACAUAGAUGAUGCGCUACACGCGAAGGCCCUGCCCGGUAAGACGGAGGACGGGCUCAAACGUUACGAGGUCGGCGUCCAUAUUGCUGACGUCACACAUUUCGUCAGACCUAAUACCGCACUAGACAAGGAAGCUGCUAAUAGAUCAACCACCGUCUAUCUUGUGGGACGACGGAUUGAUAUGGUGCCAGAUUUACUAAGUUCCAACUUGUGUUCGUUAAGAGGCGGCGAGGAGCGUUUGGCAUUUUCUUGCGUGUGGGAAGUGGAUGAGAAUGCUAAUAUUCUGCACACUAAAUUUCAUAAAAGUGUUAUAAAGUCAGCAGCGGCGAUGACAUACGAAGAAGCUCAAAUAGCGAUAGACGACAAGUCUCGGAAUGACGCCAUCGUGUCUUCACUCAGGAUACUAAAUACACUCGCCAAGAAACUCAAUAGGAAACGUCUGGACAACGGCGCCUUGUCGCUAUCGUCACCUGAAAUCAGGUUCCAGAUGGACUCGGAAACACAUGACCCCGUAGAAGUACAAGCAAAGAAGAUUCUAGACACAAACUCAAUGGUUGAAGAGUUCAUGUUGUUGGCGAAUAUCAGCGUGGCGCAGCGAUUGGCGGCCGAGUUCCCGCAGUGCGCACUACUACGUCGCCAUCCGGCGCCCCCGCCCGCCAACUUCCAUACAUUCUUGAAGGCUGCUAAGCAACAGGGUUUCGACUUAGACGUGUCGACGAACAAAGCGUUCUCCAAGUCCUUGGACUCGGCGGUGAUCCCGGGCCGUCCGUUCUUCAACACGUUACUCCGCAUCAUGGCGACUCGCUGCAUGCAACAGGCGCAGUACUUCUCCAGCGGGAGUAAGACUGUCGAGGAAUACUACCAUUACGGUCUUGCCUGCCCUAUUUACACGCAUUUCACAUCGCCUAUCAGACGUUACGCGGACGUUAUAGUGCAUCGUUUACUGGCAGCCAGUAUAGGUUGCGACGUGACCCACGCCACGUUGCUGGACACGAAGGUCGCCAACUCAGUCUGCGACAACCUCAACUACCGACACAGGCAGGCGCAGUAUGCCGGCCGGGCCUCUGUCACUAUGAAUACACAUAUCCUCUUCAACAAACGCGUGGAGGUAGAGUUAGCGAGUGUACUCGCCGUAAAACGGAAUGCUGUGCACGUGCUUAUACCGAAGUAUGGACUGGAAGGUCCACUGUAUUUGCCUUCUGAUAAGUUCACUUAUAAUGAAGAGGAACACAUCCAAACAUGCGGAGACGUGGUGCUGAAGACAUUUGACGAGCUCACGGUUCGUCUUAGCCUGGACAGUAGCAACCUUCAACAUAGAAAGCUGGUCUUCGAGCUGGUAAAGCCCCAUAUUCCAGGGUUCAGCGUUGACGUAAUGGAAGUUGAAGAUAACAAGAAAGAAACAGAGAAAGACCAGAAAAAGCGCAAAGAAGAGACCCCAGCAAAAAGCGCUAGUAAGAAAUCUAAAAAGAAAUAAUACUGUAUGUAUG